AUGCCUUCCUGCAUCUCAAUUCGAGAGCGUGUCCGCGGCGUGGCCGAGGUCGUAACGAUUGAAGAUGUGAAAUCUAGUUCGACAGAGGAUGAGGCCAGUGCCGCAUGGAAUGCACUGCUGCUCUUCCGACACUUGCAACAGGUGGAGGAGAAGGGGCUUAGCACCGGCGGUGGGAGCGGUGUCAAUCGUGUCGCCUUUCUGGGAGAGCUCGAGCUGCGAAGGUGCGCUCUUGCACGGACGCAGCUUGAGCAAGUGGCAGGCAGAGCCGAAGAUUUCCAGGAGAUGGUCAAGGUCAUGAGCACCUUCGUGCAGCGCUUUGCGGGAAGGGCCCACUGCUUUUUCGACUUGAAGCCUUAUCUUGCGUGUCUCUCGGAUUCCGAUGCAUCGCCACUGUUGUCGGCAGCAGCAGCCAGUCAGGAUCGGGAGGCGGUGGUGCUCGAGGCCAGGUUAAGGAGAUCUCUCCGAAGAGCGGAGCGGGUCGCCGUCACAGCCGAGCAGUCAGCAUCCGAGGAAGCCGAAGCCUGCCGCUUGGUGGAGACCUGGACCCGAUUCGGAGGUGGCUCCGGAGAAGGGAACCGAAGCCCUGAAGCCUUGCUGCAGCUGGCAGUCGUGGCCCUUAUUGAGGCAGACAGGUCGUCACCCAGCAAGGCAAGGCUGCGACCUGCCGCAACUGCUAUCUCAAGCCCAUCUCAUCCCAUCCUCUCUGCUUCUUCUGCUUCUGUUCUAUUCUCUCUGAUUCUCAUUUUCAUUGGGUUUCUCAAACCCUUCUUCUUCUACCGUUCUACCCCCCCCAACAUGAAACUAGUCCUUCGUAGCCGGGUGAGUGGCAUGUUCACGGUGUUGUGCGACAGCCGAAAACCAGAGAACACGAGGAAGUGUGCAUGA
Molecule: messenger RNA, 885 nt
Organism: Symbiodinium natans
Lineage: Eukaryota; Dinophyceae; Suessiales; Symbiodiniaceae
Source: the annotation of a GenBank genome assembly